ACACAAAGUAGCGAUGGAAAUUUAAACGAGUCAGGAAUCAUGUCUUUGAUCACUUCUAUAUAGUUGUCUCACGCGUGGUUUGACCGGCGUUGACUACUGUCAUCAGUACGACCCAGGCCGCAACGAUCAACGUCAUCGCCUCCUCGCCGAAGGCUACCCCUUGUUAUCGACAAGGGACGAUGCUUCAGACAUGGGAAAUGCCAGUAGUUCCAACAAGAUAUCUGCUCAAGACAGAGCAAUCCUAAACCUCAAAAUCCAACGCGACAAACUCCACGAUUACCAAAAACGCAUCAUAACCUUGACCGAUCGGGAAACAGAGAUCGCCAAGGAAUGUUUGGCAAAGAACGAUAAGAAACGUGCCCUAUUAGCACUUCGUCGAAAGAAAUAUCAGGAAACCCUUCUAGCGAAAACAGAUGCUCAGUUGGCGCAAUUGGAGCAACUGACGUCUCAGGUCGAGUUUGCGUUGGUUCAGAAGGAUGUGCUAUUUGGGCUGCAGCAGGGUACGCAGGUUCUACAGGCUAUAAAUAAAGAAAUGGGCGGAUUAGCUGCUGUUGAGAAAUUGAUGGGUGAGACGGAAGAGGCUAGGGCAUACCAGGAGGAAAUCAGCCAAAUGUUAGCCGGACAAAUGUCCAACCAAGACGAGGAUGAAGUUGAAGAUGAGCUCGAAGCUCUACAAAGGGAGGUCGAGGGUACCGUUGAAAUGCCUAAUGCGCCCACAGCCGCCCUUCCCGGAAUGACAGAAGAGCAGAAAAAGGAACAAGCAAGAACAAGAGCCAAGGCAAGAGCGCAAGAGCGAGCUGCUAUGUUGGCUGCUUAGGGAUAGAUGGGCCCACCAACUACAUUUUACACAGAUUCUAUAUCCUAGGCGCAAGGUCAAUGGAUUUGAUAGAGUCAUUGCGCGUUCACGUCACAGUUUUAUGGAGCAUACACGCAUAGGUGGCUGGGUAUUGUACAGUUUCGCAUUCUCGUAUAUUCUAAUUAGCGGAAUCAUAGACACAUCACGUUAAUCAUAAAGUGGUAUCAUUUUCGUCGCAGUGGUAAUGCAAACAUCUCGAAUGCUGCUAAUGAUUAUUGUCCCGGCAUAAUCCUCCCUCCAAUUCCUUGCACACCCUGGAUAGCCACAUGGUCACUGGGGUUCGCAGCUGCUUCGUACAUGACACUGACAGGCUCCCGGUUCAGCGCCAUAAACUGUCCCUUGAAUCCAAGGUACCCGAUCCUGGUAGUCUCUUCCUCGCCCCAGUUGUCUUCGAAGAACAGGGUGAUGGACGUAGUAGUGUUCCACAGUGCGCGAUUAAGG
This is a messenger RNA of Talaromyces stipitatus ATCC 10500, 1297 nucleotides long. RefSeq names its product SNF7 family protein. The record is from RefSeq and is a predicted model, not a curated record. NCBI's taxonomy places the organism in Eukaryota, Fungi, Ascomycota, Eurotiomycetes, Eurotiales, Trichocomaceae. The coding region runs from base 191 to 817 and encodes 208 amino acids. Gene Ontology annotation, biological process: late endosome to vacuole transport via multivesicular body sorting pathway; vesicle budding from membrane. Gene Ontology annotation, cellular component: multivesicular body; ESCRT III complex. The transcript has 3 exons.